CCACGCUUCAUUCCUAAACUGGGAGAUGUCUCUUGUCGUUCUCAAUUUACUGUGGCUGGAAAACGCAUGAACUGCCCGUCGGAGACAUUAACUGAGAGCCAAAUCGUUACUACUAUCUUUUCGAACUACUCGAAAAUGCUGCCCGAGACAGAUAAUGCAGUCGACGUUCAGAUCGAAAUGCACGUACAGGACAUGGGAUCUUUGAACGAAAUCACCUCGGAUUUCGAGAUUGACAUCCUCCUAACGCAAUUGUGGCAGGACGAGUCAUUGUCCUUCUCUCACGUGCCAGCAUGCAAAAGAAAUAUCACGAUGGAGCCACGUCUAUUGCAGAACAUAUGGACGCCGAACACCUGCCUGAUCAACUCGAAGAGAACGGUCAUCCACUCCUCACCUAGUGAUAACGUGAUGUUAAUCCUCUAUGAGAAUGGCACGAUAUGGGUUAACCACCGGCUUUCGGUGAAAUCACCUUGCUACCUCGAUCUCCGACAAUUUCCAUUCGAUGUGCAAAGUUGCAUUUUGAUCCUCGAAUCCUACAGCCACAACGCCGAAGAGGUGCAAUUGAGAUGGAUGGAGGAAGCGGUGACGUUCAUGAAGCCGAUCGAACUUCCCGAUUUCGAUAUGGUUCAUUUCAACACGAAGAAGAAAAAUCUCCUCUAUCCAAACGGAUACUGGGACCAACUGCAGGUAGUGUUCACGUUCAAGCGCCGUUACGGAUUCUACAUCAUACAAGCUUAUGUGCCCACGUACCUGACGAUUAUCGUCUCGUGGCUGUCGUUCUGCAUGGAACCGAAGGCCCUUCCGGCACGGACCACCGUCGGCAUAUCAUCCCUACUAGCACUGACGUUCCAGUUUGGAAACAUCCUGAAGAACUUACCACGGGUUUCGUAUGUGAAAGCCAUGGACGUUUGGAUGCUGGGGUGCAUCUCGUUUGUGUUCGGAAGCAUGGUCGAGUUAGCCUUCGUUUGUUAUAUCAGUCGAUGUCAGAGCAGUGUCAGAAGUUCCGAACGUCGAAACGCGCACUUCCGCACGUCGCAACUGUGGACAAAUGCUUCAUGCAGGAACAGGCCUGUGUGCCAAGGUUCCAACGAAAAUAGUAGGCUUCACAGCAGUUCUUCCUUUCAGAUCCAGUUACACUCUCCAGCAACAAACACCACUUUCAUCGCACGAUUUCACCCGGAAGCGGUCGACAAGUUUUCCAUCGUCGCUUUCCCACUCGCUUUCACGCUCUUUAACGUGAGUUUAAAAGUUGUGGUAACACUUGCUCUAUCAAUCGUUACAAGAGACGAAGUGACGACAUGUUGUUGA
Messenger RNA from Angiostrongylus costaricensis, 1305 nucleotides. The record is from the annotation of a GenBank genome assembly. Lineage: Eukaryota; Metazoa; Nematoda; Chromadorea; Rhabditida; Metastrongylidae.